GUUUCACAUCUAGAGAAUGCAUAAAUAUGUAGAACUAACUAGUUAGUUCUAACCUUUUAGGAAUGGCUGUGGAAGCCCAAAUAAGCCCAAUUUCACUUCAGCAACUCCUGCGACUGAGCUCAUUCAUUCACCUCCGUGGCUCCAUCAUCGAUUCAAAAACUUUAAUGACGCGAUUACCUUCAUAACCAUUGAUAAAAACACGGUUCAAAUGCUUGCUUCCCGGUAGGUUCGCGCUUUGAAAAGACAGAAUCUCUAAAAAGGACGAAGGACACCAGACGCCAGCAGCGCAUCUGGUGUAGUGGUAUCAUAGUACCCUCCCACGGUACUGACCGGGGUUCGAUUCCCCGGAUGCGCAUGCCUCUUUUUAUUUUUGCCAUUUUAGUUUUUGCUGCCCCAAUAAAGUCGUCCUAUUUAGCAGGAUAAAGUUUUGCUCCGUCUAAGAUUUGCAGCUUCUCUAUGAACUCAAAGUCUUGCACUUUAACCAUUCAGUGAUGAUACCUAACCCUCAGCUCAGCGUCACAGCUGAAAGAAUCAUUCUUCUUCUACAAAAAUGCAUUUCUCAGACUCAAAUCCACCAAAUCCAAGCCCAACUCAUCCUCCAUAAACUCCAUUCUAACACCACUGUUGCUCAUCAUUUCAUCACUGCUUGCCAGAAUCUAUCCCUCUUGCACUCCUCUCUCCCACGUUUCUUCUUUACCCACCUCCCUAAACCCCAUGUUUUCAUUUGUAAUAAUCUCUUAAGGGCCUUUUCUCACUGUCAAGUUCCUUAUAUUCCUUAUUCAAUAUAUUCCCACAUGCAUAACAACUCCAUUCUUCCUAAUAACUACACCUUCCCUUUUCUUCUCAAGUCCUUGUCCGACUUUAAGGAUUUCAAACAAGCCCGAUCGGUACAUACCCAUGUUAUAAAAUUUGGUCACUUAAAUGAUAUUUAUGUCCAGAACUCUUUGCUAAAUGUCUAUGCCUCAUGUGGUCAUAUGGGGCUGUGUCGACAACUGUUCGAUGAAAUGCCUGAUAAAGAUGUUGUCUCGUGGACUGUUUUGAUUAUGGGGUAUAGGAAUGCUGGGGACUAUGAUGAUGCGCUGAUUGCUUUUGAGCAGAUGCAAUAUGCGGGUUUAGUGCCUAAUCAUGUUACCAUGGUGAAUGUGUUGGGUGCUUGUGCAAGUUUUGGGGCCAUUGAAAUGGGUAUUUGGAUACAUGAUUUUAUAAGGAGGAAUAGGUGGGAGAUAGAUGUGAUUUUAGGGACUUCUUUGAUUGAUAUGUACAUGAAAUGCGGGAGAAUUGAUGAAGGUUUGAAUGUGUUUAGAAGCAUGAAAGAGAAUAACAUUUUUGCUUGGAAUGCGGUUAUUAAAGGACUAGCUUUUGCUAAAUGUGGGCAGGAGGCUGUUCUGUGGUUGAAUAGGAUGGAGGAAGAAGGAUUAAACCCGGAUGAAGUCACUUUGGUGAAUGUGCUUAUUGCUUGCAGCCAUGCAGGGAUGGUCGAUAUGGGCAAACAGAUAUUUAGGUCAUUGAUCAAUGGGAAAUAUGGAUUUCCACCUAAUGCCAAGCAUUGUGCAUGUAUGGUUGACCUGUUUGCACGAGCUGGGCAACUUGAUGAGGCUUUUAAAUUCAUCAGAGAAAUGCCUUUUGAGCCUACAAUUUCUAUGUGGGGAUCAUUGCUGGCUGGCUGUCGAGCUCACAGAAACUUGGAAUUAAGUGAAUUUGUGGCUAAGAAGCUUGUGGAACUGGAGCCAGGGAAUAGUGCUUAUUAUGUAGUUCUCUCUAACGUGUACUCAGAGAUGGGUAGAUGGACCGACGCUGCAGAAGUAAGGGAAUUGAUGAAGAAAAAGGGACUUAAGAAGGACUUGGGCUCUAGUUCUGUAGAAUCCAAACCCAGGGAUAUGAUCAUGAAUUACUAGUCCGAGAAGUUCCAUUGUGUUUGAAGCUUGAAUACAUAGAAAGUGAAAUCCCUUUUGUUGGGAUGGAUGUUUGAUAGGCUCAUUAAAUGUGAUCAUGCUGGCUCCAGGAUUGAACAAUUGAUAGAAAACGUUUUCUGGAUCCUCUGGUUAACGGGUUUAUGAAUAUAGGGAACGAGGGACUGAUCUUAUUUUCUAACUAAUGCUGCCUUGCUGGCGAAACAACUUCUCUGAAGAUCCUAUUGAUGUGUAAAUCAUUCUUUCCUACAUAAUUCUUAAACUCUUUGAUGGAUCUCUCAAUUUAGGCUAUUUUAAUGUUUCCUGC
Molecule: messenger RNA, 2217 nt
Organism: Manihot esculenta (cassava)
Lineage: Eukaryota; Viridiplantae; Streptophyta; Magnoliopsida; Malpighiales; Euphorbiaceae
Product: pentatricopeptide repeat-containing protein At5g66520
Exons: 1
Coding region: 492-1895 (467 amino acids)
Biological process (GO): RNA modification
Molecular function (GO): RNA binding; protein binding
Source: RefSeq, a predicted model, not a curated record